Molecule: messenger RNA, 2840 nt
Organism: Musa acuminata AAA Group (dessert banana)
Lineage: Eukaryota; Viridiplantae; Streptophyta; Magnoliopsida; Zingiberales; Musaceae
Product: P-loop NTPase domain-containing protein LPA1
Exons: 8
Coding region: 336-2642 (768 amino acids)
Source: RefSeq, a predicted model, not a curated record
ACCAUACGCGACAGUUGUCAAAGGCUCCGACCCCAUCACAAGUCGUUCCUUACAUGGACUCCUGCAGCGGAGGGGCCGGAGGAGGAGCAAUGGAAUGAGUCAGCGGCAUGUGUAAGCUCGAGGGAAACGAUGCGUGGAGGCCGUGUCAGAUGAGGAGACGACAAGGGGGAGGACGACGGCACCGGCGCGGUGGAAACUCCGGGAAUGGCGGAGGACCCAGUCCCCUCAUCUUUCCUUCCCACGCUCCCAUCGAAGCCCUAGAGCGGGGCCUCCGAUCGUGACCCCCCCGCCGCGAGACCGGCUCGCGCUCCCCCAUCAAGCCCAGGUCCUUAGAGAUGGCGGAGGCGCUGAAGUUGCUGUACAUUGUUGUGGUGGACGAAGUAGAGAGGGGAGGAGGCGAUGGCGUCGGCGGGAAGAGGAGCUUGUCGUUUCGGUACACUCGGCCGGUGCUGCAGAGCACUCUGCAGCUCAUGGGCUGCAAAGCUCGUCAUGCUUUCAAGGUUGGUCGUUCGAUGCGAUCUGCCUGGUGGCGGUCGGCUCGUUCUUUUAUUUUGUUAUUGCAUGGACCAACCGCUACCUCCGUGCUUCUGGAUAUUAGCCGAAGAGUAUUUGAAGUGAUGCGAGAUGAGAACUCAGGUGGACGUUUGCCUCCUGAUGGCAGGAGCUCAGAUUGCUGGAAAAUUCCAUCCAGCGAAAAGAACAGACAUGAUAUUGAUGGCUUGGGCCAGGCAAACAUGACUAAUCGGCUGACUCCAGAGAAUGUAGAUAUGAGUAGUGGAAUGCCUUUUGAAUUGUACAAAAGACUAACAACUGUUGUUGUUUCAAGGGAACGCUUCUUAGACAUCGUCUGUGAUGCCCUCACCCUAUACAAAUAUGUCAGUCCACAUCAAAGAACUGACUUGCUUCUAGCUUGCAGGAUUCGAGAAAGAAAGGAGUCUGUGACAGUUCUUUUGUGCGGCACAAGUGGCUGUGGCAAGUCUACUUUGUCGGCCUUGCUGGGAAGCAGACUGGGUGUGACAACUGUCAUUUCUACUGAUUCAAUACGCCAUAUGAUGAGGAGCUAUGUGGAUGAAGAACAAAAUCCGCUCCUUUGGGCUUCAACUUAUCAUGCUGGGGAAUGUCUAGAUCCAGUAGCAGUGGCAGAAGCAAAAGCUAAACGAAAAGCAAAAAAACUUGCUAUUGUUUCACACGCAGUGGUUAAGGGAGAAAUAUCUGAUGGAACUCUAAAUGUAAAACCUGAUGGCCGAUCUCAUGAUGUGGUCAUUGGAACUGAGUUAAUUGGCAAAAAGCAAAUGGCUAUUGAAGGCUUUAAAGCACAAAGUGAAAUGGUAAUAGACAGUCUUGAUCGUCUCAUCACUGCUUGGGAAGAGCGAAAAGAAUCUGUAGUCGUUGAGGGUGUCCACUUGAGCCUCAAUUUUGUGAUGGGACUCAUGAAGAAGCAUCCUUCAAUAAUACCGUUCAUGAUUUAUAUAACAAAUGAAGACAAACAUAUAGAAAGAUUUGCAGUGCGUGCCAAAUACAUGACACUGGACCCAGCAAAGAAUAAAUAUGUAAAAUAUAUCCAGAAUAUCAGAGCCAUUCAGGAGUAUCUCUGUAACAGGGCAGAUAAGCAUCUGGUUCCAAAAAUAAAAAACACAAAUGUUGAUCAGAGUGUGGCAGCUAUCCAUGCCACAGUUUUUGGCUGUCUGCGUAGGCGAGAGGCAGGAGAGCAGCUCUAUGACCCGUCUACAAAUACAGUGUCUGUAAUACAUGAAGAAUACAGAAACCAGUGUGCUGCAAAUUCUCUUGGUUCCAAGAGAAUGUUGCAGUUGAUCCAGAGUAAGGGUUCCUCAAGGCAUCUAAUGGCACUUCUCAACACAGAUGGAUCUGUUGCCAAGGCUUGGCCUUUUGAGAUGGUUGAUUAUGAUGGGAAACUUGAUCGAAAUGGGAACGAAAAAUGCAUGGGAAACCCCAUGUAUGGCCCCUUGCAGAUAGGGAAGGCCGAGCCAGUUAAUCUUCAGUUUGGAAAUUUUGGGAUCAGUGCAUGGACAAAUGAUACAUGUGGUACAAGUCAAACAGGGAGCAUCGAUGACUCAAGGGCUGAGGGCACUGACACUGGCAGUAGAUACUUCUCUUCCUGUUGCAGCUCCCCAAAGGCAUUAGAUGGACCUGCCAAAGAGCUCAAGGAAGAAUUUUUUGUAUCUGGUAGCGAAGAAGAAGCUGACUACCCAUAUGAUAAAGACAGUAAUGAAGAUCUUAGUGACAUAGACGACAAGGAGAUCCAUGAUGAGAUUGAAGGUUCCGUUGAUGAAGACUCCACCAAGUCAGAUGAGGAGUAUGAGGACUUGGCGAUGCGAGACGACCUCGAAAAUGUUUAUUGGUCCGAUGAUGAUGAGUCAGCAAACGCAAAGAAAGCAGCAGACGAUAAAAGACCAACCAACGAAGGAGACGUGAGCACAGCAGAUAAAUACCAACACAAUCUCGAGCUGUUCUUGAAGAUGAGCGAGGGUAUCAUGGAACCACCUUUUUCUUAUGCCCUGCUUCGUGGGCAAAGCAAGACGAGCACCGACAUGGGAGCGAGGAGACGUUCCUUGAGCGAUCCAAUGCGAUUCCGAGACCGGGCACAGAGCAUCCCGGCUGUGACGGAGUUGAGAGCACUAUGAAGGGGAUCAGUUCUCUGCUUAGGAUUAACCUUGAAAGCACAAUCUUUUGUCUUGAGUUGUGGAUGAGGAGAACCAGCCUUGAUCUUUCUGGAAUUAAGAUGUGAAUUCUGUUAGAAGGAGGUAUGGAGUCAAUUAUUGUGGCUUUAAAUCAUGGAAUGGAGAGGGAAAUGCUGCUAAAUGUUAUGGCUCGAUUGCUGA